Messenger RNA from Orbilia oligospora ATCC 24927, 1203 nucleotides. RefSeq lists its product as uncharacterized. The record is from RefSeq and is a predicted model, not a curated record. Bases 1 to 1203 code for a protein of 400 amino acids. Lineage: Eukaryota; Fungi; Ascomycota; Orbiliomycetes; Orbiliales; Orbiliaceae. The transcript has 3 exons.
AUGCAGACCACCUGGGCGACUGAAACUCGAAGCCGCUUCCCGGCGGUUGUAGGGACCGGCCAGGCUUAUAUGGAUAAUGCGGGUGGAAGUCAAGUCUUGGACGUUGUAAUUGACUCUAUAAAAGAUUAUUUGUCCAGUACGAAUGUCCAGCUCGGAGCUUCGUACGUUGUCGGCAAUAAAUCGAACCAACUCUUUGCUACUGGUCUUCUCGCUUCCGCCAAAUUUAUAAACGCAGACCCCGGAGAAGUUGUCCUCGGAAGUGCUUCCACCCAACUUCUCCACAACCUUUCCUCCGCCUUAAAAUUCCCAGCGGGCAGCGAAAUUAUUGUUUCAGCCACCGAUCAUGAGACCAACAUCGCGCCCUGGCUCCGUCUCGCGGAAAACCAAGGCCACACCAUUAAAUUCUGGAAUCCAAGCCCAGCCCACGAAUGGACGCUCCAGCUCUCCGAUCUCGAGCCCCUCCUCUCUCCAAAGACCGUUUUAGUAGCAUUCACAAAUUGCUCUAAUAUCACAGGAACAAUCCAUGAUGUCAAGAGUUAUACUAAGUUUAUUAGGGAGAAAUACCCGGAUAUACUUGUGGCCAUAGAUGGUGUUGCGUUUACCCCGCAUCGUCCAAUCGAUGUUAAGGCUCUGGGAGUGGACUUUUUCGUGUUCAGUUGGUAUAAAGUCUACGGUCCGCAUAUUUCGCUUUUAUAUGCUGCCCCGAGGACACAAAAGUUUAUUACUCCGCUGUCGCAUUUUUUUAAUCCGAAAGAUACUUUGUUCGAUAAGUUGAAUUUAGCUGGAGGGAAUUACGAGCUGACGGCUUCAUUGCCCCACCUCGUCGAAUUUUUAACGCCUCAUACAUGGGAAGAGAUCAAAAGGCAGGAGGAAGUACUUUCGAAGACCUUCAUUGAUUGGGUUCUCAGCCGGCCCGAUACGACACUUUAUGGAACCAAGGAAACAAGCAGCGAGAAGAGGGUUCCUGUACUGAGUUUCUCGGUAAAAGGAUGGGGAAGUAAGGAUCUUGUCGAAGCAGUAGAGAAAGAGGAUUCGAGAUAUGGUAUUCGGUGGGGACACUUCUAUGCGAAGAGAUUGAUAGACUCGUUUGGAUUGGAGAAGCCAGAUGAGGGGAUUGUGAGGGUUAGUUUGCUGUUUUAUAAUACCGUUGAAGAGGUGGAAGGGUUGAUUAAGGUCUUUGAGAAGAUUUUGGGCAGCAAGUAA